This is a messenger RNA of Callorhinchus milii (elephant shark), 2459 nucleotides long. Its product is annotated as zinc finger and BTB domain-containing protein 39. The record is from RefSeq and is a predicted model, not a curated record. The coding region runs from base 180 to 2318 and encodes 712 amino acids. Gene Ontology annotation, molecular function: protein binding. The transcript has 2 exons. Lineage: Eukaryota; Metazoa; Chordata; Chondrichthyes; Chimaeriformes; Callorhinchidae. Gene Ontology annotation, biological process: regulation of immune system process; regulation of cytokine production; negative regulation of transcription by RNA polymerase II.
CGGGCGGGCGGGCGCCGGUUGCUAAGGGCCCAGUGAAGCCGGGAGGGAGCUCCUCAACUGCGGGUUUCCCCCCCCACCUUUGCUCUCAAUUGGGAGUGUGUGUCCAUGGAAAGGUGUAAGGCUGAGGGUGUUAGUUUGCCGGUUUGAGUCACAGAUCUCUCAAAGGACGAGCAGAAAGCAUGGGUAUGAGAAUCAAACUGCACAGCGCAGACCAUCCCAACAAUCUGCUCAAGGAACUGAACAAGUUCCGUCUCUCUGAAACCAUGUGCGAUGUCAUUAUUGUGGUCGGGAACCGGACGUUUUCAGCUCACAAGUCUGUGCUGGCGUGUGCCGCUGGCUACUUCCAGAAGCUCUUCCUGCACUCAGAGGUCAACACGACAAGGACAUAUGUGGUGGAUUUCAUCACUCCGGCAAACUUUGAGCGAAUCCUAAACUUCAUUUACACGGCAGAGCUGUUCACUGACCUGAUCAAUGUGGGUGUGAUCUACGAGGUGGCUGAAAAGCUAGGAAUGCAGGACCUCCUCAAGGCCUGUUACUCCACAUUCCCUGACCUGGAGAAGACAGAGAGCAGCCGGCACCCACAGGGCCUGGGCAGGGGAUAUGGAGCCUCCGAGGAGCAGAACCCUGCCGGACCGGACUCCAGGAACUCUGGCUCGCAGCUGUGUGAGAACCGAGGCUACAUCAUGCAGGUGGAGGUCGGAGACAGCUACAAGAGCGAGGAUAGGAGUGUGGGCUCCGAGAACGGCCCCAGCCUGUCCGUGAUGUACCAACAACCCACCAAAACAGAGGAGGACAACUUGGAGAUGGAAUACAGCCAGGCCACCUCGACAGAGAGUAUCGCUCUACCCACAAGCAAAGGACCUUGUGAACUGUACGAGAUACAAAGCAAUGGGUAUUAUAAUCAGACCAGCCUCCUGCUGCCUGGGGAGGGUCUGAAGGAGAGUGGGAGUCCGUGUGUGAGUAACAGCGCUGAUCUGCAGGCUCAGGCGGCGAAGGAGAUGGAGUGCCUGCCGUUUGAGGGCAUGGACCACGAGACGCUGCAGUUUGAGGAGCAGCAGGAGAGCCGCUCGGGGGAGGUAAUUGAGCUGACGGAUGACAGCGAGGACGAGGAUCUGGUCUGUGUGAAGGAUGGGGAGGGUGAGGGCGAGAGCAAAGCGCUACCCUGCCAGGUGUGUGGCAAGCUGUUACCGGCCAACAUGGGGCUGAUCCGGCAGCACGGCAAACUACACAUCGACAUGAAGGCCGGCGUGUGCCGAGUGUGCGGAGGCAAGUUCACCGACAGGAGCUCCCGCAUCACCCAUGUGCUCUCUCACGUCGGCAUCUUCCUCUUCGCCUGUGACAUGUGCGAGAUGAAGUUCGUGACCCAGUGGCAGGUGGCGGGACACAGGAAAGCCAAACCCUACGACACCAACAUCAUCAUCCAACCCAACACCAUCCUCCCAGCCGAGGCCAGCUUCGGAGCCUCGCCCACGGAGCUGUUUUGUGCCGUGUGCGGGAAAGCCACAGCGAGGGAGUUCCUGGCUGUGAAGGAACACGUGCUCUCUCACCUGGACAUGAAAAGCCUGUCGUGCUGUGUGUGCGAGCAGCCCUCCCGCUCAGUGUGCAGCUUGAUGUGGCACGUGUUGUCCCACAUGAACAUCUCCAUCUUCUCCUGCUCUGUGUGCGGGGACAGCUUUGUGGACCAAGGGUUGCUGGAGCAGCACAUGUCCUCACACCAGGGCUUGGAGUCCUACUUGUUUGAGUGUAAUUUCUGCAGCAGAAAGUUCCGCUUGGAGGCUUCGUUCCAGAACCACAUGAAGAUCCACAAGAAGCACCACGCGGAGGGGGUGAAAGACCUCCUGGGGGGCGGGGGGGGGCAGCAGCACCAGUGGCUGAAAAAGACUCUAAUAAUGUCGCCUUCACAGGAGUCCACCAGUGACUGCCACCUGCCCGGGCUUCACCACGAGCUGCUGCAGGUCAAUCACGGCAAGGCCAGCGCCAAAGGGAAUUGGUACGAGUGUGAGUUUUGCCGGAAGCGCUUCUCCCACUCCAGCGAGUUCCAGUAUCACCUGCGGAUCCACUCGGGGGAGAAACCGUACGAGUGUAAACUGUGCCACAAGUUCUUCCGGGGUCGCUCCACCGUCAAAAACCACCUAAAGACACACUCGGGCGCCCUCAUGUACUGCUGCACUGUCUGCCACAAGUACUGCCCCACCCUGAACCUUAUGAUCAAACACGUGGAGGCCCACAAAGACGGAGGGCUUCCCCCUGACUUUAACAUCGCACAGACGUUCAUGUACAUUGUCCAUUCCAAACAGCCGGUCAAAAUGAUGGAAUAAAUUAAUAAAUCAAUAAAUUAAUAAAACGGUGACUUUUGAAGAAAGGGGCGCUUGUCCACCGGCCAUCAGUGUAGGUGUGAACUGACUGUAUUGGUAACUAGGCGUCAAAAUAAAAUCUAAGUUUAAUGUAAACAAGUGGAA